AUGAGUUGUAGGGAGGGACUUAUGUCACCACAAACAGAGACUAAAGCAAGUGUUGGAUUUAAAGCUGGUGUUAAAGAUUACAAAUUGAAUUAUUAUACUCCUGACUACGAAGUCAAAGAUACUGAUAUCUUGGCAGCAUUCCGAGUAACUCCUCAACCUGGAGUUCCGCCCGAAGAAGCAGGGGCUGCGGUAGCUGCCGAAUCUUCUACUGGUACAUGGACAACUGUGUGGACUGAUGGACUUACCAGUCUUGAUCGUUACAAAGGGCGAUGCUACCACAUCGAGGCCGUUGUUGGGGAGGAAAAUCAAUAUAUUGCUUAUGUAGCUUAUCCUUUAGACCUUUUUGAAGAAGGUUCUGUUACUAACAUGUUUACUUCCAUUGUGGGUAAUGUAUUUGGUUUCAAAGCCUUACGAGCUCUACGUCUGGAGGAUCUGCGAAUUCCCACUUCUUAUUCCAAAACUUUCCAAGGCCCGCCUCACGGCAUUCAGGUUGAAAGAGAUAAGUUGAACAAGUAUGGUCGUCCCCUAUUGGGAUGCACUAUUAAACCAAAAUUGGGAUUAUCUGCAAAAAACUACGGUAGAGCGGUUUAUGAAUGUCUACGUGGUGGACUUGAUUUUACCAAAGAUGAUGAAAACGUAAACUCACAACCAUUUAUGCGUUGGAGAGAUCGUUUCUUAUUUUGCACCGAAGCACUUUUUAAAGCGCAGGCCGAAACAGGUGAAAUCAAAGGACAUUACUUGAAUGCUACUGCGGGUACAUGUGAAGAAAUGAUGAAAAGGGCCAUAUGUGCCAGAGAAUUAGGAGUUCCUAUCGUAAUGCAUGACUACUUAACUGGUGGAUUCACUGCAAAUACUAGCUUGGCUCAUUAUUGCCGUGACAACGGCCUACUUCUUCACAUCCAUCGCGCAAUGCAUGCAGUUAUUGAUAGACAGAAAAAUCAUGGUAUGCAUUUCCGUGUACUAGCUAAAGCAUUACGUAUGUCUGGUGGAGAUCAUAUUCACGCCGGUACAGUAGUAGGUAAACUGGAAGGGGAACGUGAGAUGACUUUAGGUUUCGUUGAUUUAUUACGUGAUGAUUAUAUCGAAAAAGACCGAAGUCGCGGUAUUUUCUUCACUCAAGAUUGGGUCUCUAUGCCAGGUGUUCUGCCCGUGGCUUCAGGGGGUAUUCAUGUUUGGCAUAUGCCUGCUCUGACCGAAAUCUUUGGGGAUGAUUCCGUACUACAGUUUGGCGGAGGAACUUUAGGACACCCUUGGGGAAAUGCACCUGGUGCAGUAGCUAAUAGGGUGGCUUUAGAGGCGUGUGUACAAGCUCGUAAUGAGGGACGUGAUCUUGCUCGUGAAGGUAAUGAAAUU
Molecule: messenger RNA, 1353 nt
Organism: Musa acuminata AAA Group (dessert banana)
Lineage: Eukaryota; Viridiplantae; Streptophyta; Magnoliopsida; Zingiberales; Musaceae
Product: ribulose bisphosphate carboxylase large chain-like
Exons: 1
Biological process (GO): carbon fixation
Molecular function (GO): ribulose-bisphosphate carboxylase activity; magnesium ion binding
Source: RefSeq, a predicted model, not a curated record